Mercenaria mercenaria is the source of this 2586-nucleotide messenger RNA. RefSeq lists its product as uncharacterized. The transcript is spliced from 15 exons. Gene Ontology annotation, molecular function: peptide receptor activity; guanylate cyclase activity. Lineage: Eukaryota; Metazoa; Mollusca; Bivalvia; Venerida; Veneridae. Bases 1 to 2586 code for a protein of 861 amino acids. The record is from RefSeq and is a predicted model, not a curated record. Gene Ontology annotation, biological process: cGMP biosynthetic process; intracellular signal transduction; receptor guanylyl cyclase signaling pathway.
AUGGAACAAAUGUCGGAUUUGAAGCCUGAAAAUCUGAAGAAAGGUGCGGUACCAGUAAAUAAAGAUGAGAUUGUGGACCUCAUUCAAAUGAACCUGUUUGGCAGGGUGGGAUAUGGCUGUUGUCGUGGAGAUCCAUUAACAAACAAAGGAAAGAGGAUUCAGCUGUUCAAAAUCCUAUGCCUUACCGUCAUCCCAAUUUUGGGGGUUUGGGGAUUUACCAUGCAUUCGUUAACAGUCAGCGUUGAAACAAAAGCUGAUAUAGAAACGGCAAAAACCUCUAUGUCUGUGGUUGUUAUGCUAGGGGAGCUAAUUCACCACAUACAACGUGAGCGAGAUAUGAGCGUCCUAUAUCUCAGUGAUCUUGGGCCGGGUACCAAAACUUUCCUUCUAGCAGAAUACAUGGCAACUGAUGACGCUCUUCAGAAACUCACCACAUGGCCUAGAGGAUUACAGAGUAACCCGAGAGAGGAGUUUCGCAGUAAAGCGAACUUGAUGUCUUUUAUCACCCAGCACCGAGCCUCGUUAAAUCCUACAACGGCUGAUAUCUACGCAGAAAUCAAUUUUUACAGCGGCAUAACUAGCGAAUUUCUUUUAUGGUUAGUUGAGAACAUCAAAGGCUCGGGCUUUGGCUCUAUAUGGAAAACUUUGGUUGCCUACCAGAAGAUUACACGUUGUAAAGAAGACAUUGGUGUAGAGAGGGCUUACGGUGCCAUGUUCUACGCUACUGGACGAUUUGAGAAAUGGACCGACUACGAAUUCUACAAUGAAAAAAUCCACGACUUUAAAUACAACUACAAAACAGCUGUAUUUUACUCUGACGCCGUGAUUCCGUUACACACAGAAGAAGUCAACGAAAUUAAAUCAACUGGUCUUAACAUUACUGAAAUUAUUUUCGGCUAUCGUUUUGAAAUUCAAAAUAAUGAACUUAACGUGUCAUACAAAUCCUUAGAGAAAGCUAAAUGGUUUUUUGAUAAUAUAACGAUAUACCUGGAUUCUUUGCUCCAGAUACAGCUUAAGGUAGCCGCCAGAAUUACAUCAGAGGUCCAGGACGUCUUGUCCGAGGUUAUAAUCAAGACGUUUGUGUACGCUCUGAUGGUGGUCGUGGUGAUAGCCAUGUGUCCGGUGAUUAUGUUCACGGCCAACGGGUUGUCCACGGAUAUACAGCUUUACACGAUGACAUUGGUAGAGAAGUCCAAAGAGCUAAACAUGGAGAAAUACAAGACGGAAACACUACUAUACCAGAUGGUUCCAAAAACUGUGGCGGAUAAACUGAAGAGUAGUGGUUCGAUGGACUCCGAAUUUUUCAAAUCGGUCACCAUUUUUUUCUGCGAUAUUGCCGAAUUCCAUGGAAUAACCUUGACAUUGGCCCCUAUGGAGCUUGUGCGUAUACUGAACAGUUUGUACACAUCCAUGGACGAGAUUAUCGACAAUUUUGAUGUCUACAAAGUCGAGACGAUCAAUGAUUCAUAUAUGGUUGCUUCAGGCCUUCCUAGCCGUAACGGCGACAAACACGCACCGGAGAUUGCGACGCUGGCUUUAGCCAUUCUGAGUAUGAUAAGAAACAAGAAAUUUCCGUGCUCUACACAAGCUAAUGUGCAGCUUAGAAUUGGAAUCAAUACAGGUUCCUGUAUGGCAGGCAUUGUAGGGACUGUCAUGUUACGGUAUUGUCUGUUCGGAGACACCAUAAACACAGCGUCCCGUAUGAAGACAUAUGGAAUGGCAAACAGAAUUCAUAUAAGUGAAUAUACACACAGGGCACUUGCUAAAAUGGGAGGUUUUCGAAUGAAGCUUAGAGGGACACUCGAUAUAAAGGGAAAAGGACUAAUGAAGACGUACUGGAUUCUCAAUCGUUGGGAUGAAGGAGACUACUACGAUGAGCAGAAAGAUGAAUGUCCAAACCUGCCUGGGGAACUGAUGACAUACUCGGACGUGAGGAUUAGCGGCACAAACAGCGGCGCGUUCGUCACAGGGGACUCGACCGUAUCCGACGGGCAUAUCUGGAGGGAGGAAGAUGUUUUUGUUGCUGGAAUGGAGAGGCAGAGAGAGAAUAUAUCAAAUAUAAAGCCUUCACAAAGGCAUAGUGACUGCCCGAACGGUAAUGGCCGAAUUCAUCCGGAAGUUGACUUUCGACUACAGAUUUAUACAGAUAAAAAGAAUCAAAGUGACGCAGCGGACACUUGUAAACGUGAACUGAAUGGACAUCUCGUGGUUAUUGAUGAAGAAUGGAAAAUGACUAGAGUCUCAAGCAUUUUGACUUCUUGUCCGGACUGCCCUAACAGUAAUGGCCGAAUUCAACAGGAAGUUAACUUCCGACUACAGAUUUAUACAGAUAAAAAGAAUCAGAGUGACGCAGCGGACACUUGUAAACAUGAACUGAAUGGACAUCUCGUGGUUAUUGAUGAAGAAUGGAAAAUGAAUACAGUCUCAAACAUUUUAACUUCAUGCUCGGUUUUUGACAUCUUGAUAGAAGAAAUGGGAGAGGAGAUUGUAUUUGGUGAAGUGAAACUCAAUUUUAGUAUGAGUAGUACUUCAAGGUUACAGCAGUGUGAGUUUGAUGUGAUUUUACGGUUAGCAAAUGUGACAUGA